This is a messenger RNA of Colossoma macropomum (tambaqui), 3862 nucleotides long. Its product is annotated as NACHT, LRR and PYD domains-containing protein 3-like. Lineage: Eukaryota; Metazoa; Chordata; Actinopteri; Characiformes; Serrasalmidae. Bases 89 to 3505 code for a protein of 1138 amino acids. The record is from RefSeq and is a predicted model, not a curated record. Gene Ontology annotation, molecular function: protein binding. The transcript is spliced from 9 exons.
UUGUACACCUUCAGACAAGGAAGAGCACUGCUUGUCACGAAGAGCAGAGCUCAAGCUGAUUUGGACCCCAUCAAAAUAAACAGCUGGGAUGGAGUCAACUCGCGAGAUCCUGCUUAAAGCUUUAGAAGACCUGGACGAUACAGACCUGGAGAGAUUUCAAUGGCAUCUUCAGCAACCUAAUCUCCCACAGUUCGCUCCGAUACCCAAAGCCCGUCUGAAAGACAAUAGAAUCAGUAUUUCGGACAGGAUGUGUCAAAGCUACAAGGACAGUGGUGCUCUUGAAAUUGCAGUGGUGAUCCUGAAGAAAAUGAACCAGAAUAAUCUUGCUGAGAAACUUGAGACUACAAUGGGGACAAAUAAAGCUAUUUCCAAUGCAAAGAAAUCUAAGACUGCACAGGAGAAAUUGAAAAACAUACUGAAGACAAAACAUGAAUCAAUCCAUGAAGGGCCUUCAUUGGACAAGCCUUCCACAUGCCUCAACAAGAUUUUCACAGAUCUCUAUAUUGUAAAGGGAGGCACAGGUGGGGUCUACACUGCUGAGAUGGAGUCAACUCGCGAGAUCCUGCUUAAAGCUUUAGAAGACCUGGACGAUGCAGACCUGGAGAGAUUUCAAUGGCAUCUUCAGCAACCUAAUCUCCCACAGUUCGCUCCGAUACCCAAAGCCCAUCUGAAAGGCAAUAGAAUCAGUAUUUCGGACAGGAUGUGUCAAAGCUACAAGGACAGUGGUGCUCUUGAAAUUGCAGUGGUGAUCCUGAAGAAAAUGAACCAGAAUAAUCUUGCUGAGAAACUUGAGACUACAAUGGGGACAAAUAAAGCUAUUUCCAUGGUAUCAAAGAAAUCUAAGACUGCAAAGGAGAAAUUGAAAAACAUACUGAAGACAAAAUAUGAAUCAAUCCAUGAAGGGCCUUCAUUGGACAAGCCUUCCACAUACCUCAAUGAGAUUUUCACAGAUCUCUACAUUGUAAAGGGAGGCACAGGUGGGGUCUAUCCUGAGCAUGAAGUUCGGCAGAUUGAGGUAUUGUUCAGAGGCACUGCAGGAAAACCCACUAUCAAAAGCAGUGAUAUUUUCAAAGCGCGUCCUGAAGACAGGACACCAGUCAGGAAAGUGCUGACACUGGGAAUCGCUGGUGUGGGAAAGACAGUCUUGGUGAAUAAGUUUAUUUUAGAUUGGGCAGAAGACAAAGCUAAUUGCAACAUUGACUACAUCUUCCCUUUUGCUUUCCGUAGACUGAAUUCAAUGACUGGAAACUACAGCCUAAUACAGCUGCUCGGUCAACAUUUUGAAUUUUUUAAUUCCGAGAGCACCUUUGAUGACAGUAAAGUGCUGUUUAUUUUCGAUGGGCUCGACGAGAGCCGACUUCCUUUGGAUUUUGCUAAGAACGAGUUUGUCAGGGAUGUAGAGAAAAACACAACAUUGGAUGCAUUGAUCACUAACCUCAUCAUGGGAGAGCUGCUUCCUUCUGCUCUGGUCUGGGUCACGUCUCGUCCAGCAGCUGCCAGUCGUGUCCCUCACAGGUAUUUCAAUCAAAUCACAGAAAUCCAGGGUUUUUCAGACAAACAGAAGGUGGAGUACUUCAGAAAGACAAUCAGAGAUAAGGAUAAAGCCAGCAAAAUCAUCUCCCACAUGAAGACAUCAAGAAGUAUCCACAUUAUGUGCCAUAUACCAGUUUUUUGCUGGAUCUUCACCACUGUGGUUCAAACAAUGCUUUGUCAACGCGACCAUCAGGAGAUCCCAACCACUUUGACAGGGAUGUAUGCAAGCUUCCUUAUUUAUCAGACCAGACAGACAGAGAUAAAAUACCAUAAAACAAACAAAAUCGUGUUGAAACUGGGAAGACUGGCAUUCCUGCAACUGCAAAAUGGGAAUCUAAUAUUCUACGAAGAGGACCUAAGAGCGUGCGGCAUCGACAUGAACGAGGCCUCAGUGUAUUCUGGCGUCUGCACACAGAUUUUUCGGCAGGACAGGACAAUGCAGGAAAAGAAGUGCUUCAGCUUUGUACAUCUCAGCAUCCAAGAGUUCCUGGCUGCUGUUUAUGUGUUUUAUGCACACAGAAAUUACAAGAGGAAUCCUGUCCUGCAAAGUUUUACAGGGAAGUUCAAAUGGAUUUUCCAACACACUCUGCUCAAUCUACACAAGACUGCAGUGGACAAGGCUUUGCAGAGUAAAAAUGGCCACCUGGACCUGUUUCUCCGCUUCCUGCUGGGUCUUUCUCUCAAAUCCAAUCAGGACCAUGUCAGAGAUCUCCUGCCAGAAAUUAAGGAAAGUGAAGAGCAUGUCAAAGACACCAUCAAGCACCUCAAAGAGAAAAUCAGAGCAAACAUCUCGCCUGAGAGAAGCAUCAAUCUUUUCUACUGCCUGAACGAGCUAAAAGAUGACUCACUUGUGGAAGAAGUUCAGAGCUAUGUGAGGCAGGGAAGCCUUGCAUCUGAGGAGCUGUCUCCCACACAGUGGUCUGCUCUUGUAUUUCUAUUGAUGACUUCAGAGGACACCCAGAAGCUGUUUGACUUGAAGAAAUACACACAAGCAGAUAAAGGGUUAAGGAGACUACUGCCUGUUGUUGGAUAUUCUACCCAGUCUUUACUGGACCGAUGCAACCUCACUAACGCAAGUUGUGAAGGAAUUGCCUCUGUAAUCUCCUCAAAGUCAUCAUAUUUGCGGUGCCUGGAUCUCAGUGACAAUAACCUGCAGGAUUCUGGAGUAAAUAAGCUUGCUGCCGGUCUCAAGGAUCCACAUUGUAAGCUGGAGACAUUGAGGUUAUCUGGCUGCUUAGUCACAGAUGAAGGGUGUUCUUCUCUGGCUUCAGCCCUGAAAUGCAAUCCCUCGCACCUGAAAGAGCUUGAUCUGAGUUACAAUAACCCAGGAGAUGCCGGAGUGCAGUUGCUGAAUGAUAGACGUGAUGAUCUGAAUUGUAAACUUGAAAAGCUCAAUUUUGACUAUUGUGGACCAUUGAGAAUGCUGACUGGCCCCCGGAAAUAUGCCUGUGAGCUCACACUGGACUCAACCACAGCGCACCAACACCUUUCUCUUUCAGAGGGUAACAAGAAGGUAACAUGGGAGGACGAAGAACAGAAGCACCCCAAGCACCCAAACAGGUUCAAAUUCAAGGAGCAGGUGCUUUGUAGAGAGGCUCUGUCCAGACGGAGUUACUGGGAGGUUGGCUGGAGUGGAGAGGGAGUUCAUAUUGGAGUGGCUUACAAGCGAAUACGGCGAGGGGGACAAGGGGAAGACUGCUGGCUGGGACACAACGAAGAGUCCUGGAAACUUUACUGCUCUCACGACAGUUAUACUGCUUGGCACUGUAAGAAAAGCAUAUACAUGUCUGUUCACUGCUCUACAAAAAUCGGAGUGUUUCUGGACUGGGAAGCUGGAACAUUGUCCUUCUAUAAUGUCUCCCCUGACACAAAAGCACUGAAACACCUGUACACAUUCUGUGCUACAUUCACAGAACCCUUACAUCCUGGUUUUCGUGUGUUACACUCCUCAGCAUGGCUGGAUUGCAUCUAAAAGCUGGGUGUGUGUUCUGAGGUCACAGAGAUGAAAAUCUGUAAUUCUAAAAUGUGAAACUCUUUCACCAUCUGUUAAGUUGGUUACUUUUUCUGGCCUAUGAUUAAUUCAUUCUAGAAAUGUCCAGUGUGACUGCAGUCAUAAAAAGAAAGUAGCUUUGGCACUGAGAAAUAAAAAAGUAGAAAUGCUGGGAAGGAAGAAGGUGGAUGCAAAUCUAGAAUUUGUUGGUAGAAAUCACCACGCAAAACUUAAAAACCAAAAACAGUUAAAAUCCAACACUUAACAAUCUAAAUAACAAUGGUCAAAUCCAGGGGCACAAAAAACAGAAAAGUAGUCAAAAGAACAUCCAAUCACAAA